Molecule: messenger RNA, 4544 nt
Organism: Sceloporus undulatus (fence lizard)
Lineage: Eukaryota; Metazoa; Chordata; Lepidosauria; Squamata; Phrynosomatidae
Gene: LMNB2
Product: lamin B2
Exons: 12
Coding region: 138-1985 (615 amino acids)
Source: RefSeq, a predicted model, not a curated record
UGGCGGGCGAGGGACUCUGCUUCCCGUGGUGCCCCGCGCGAGGCGUCUCCUGUCCGUUGGCGCGCGGGGCCGCCAUUUUGUGCGCCUCCUCCUCCUCCUCCGCUUUCAGCGCCGCGAGGAUUGAAUGAGAAUCCGCCAUGGCCGCCGCCUCGCUCUCGGGCUCGGCGCCGUCCACUCCCCGCGCCGCCAGUGGCGGCCCUUCCGCUCCGUCGACGCCGCUGUCCCCGACGCGCCUCUCGCGGCUGCAGGAGAAGGAGGAGCUGCGGCAGCUGAACGACCGCCUGGCCCACUACAUCGAGCGCGUGCGGGCGCUGGAGCUGGAGAACGACCGCCUCCUCCUCCGCGUCUCCGAGAAGGAAGAGGUCGUCGUCAGGGAGGUGACUGGCAUCAAGGCCCUCUACGAGUCGGAGCUGUCGGACGCCCGGAGGGUCCUGGACGAAACGGCCAGAGAGCGGGCCAAGCUCCAGAUUGAGAUCGGGAAGCUGCGCGCGGAGCUCGAGGAGCUCAGCAAGAGCUACAAGAAAAAAGAUGGCGAGUGGUCCACAUCUCAGGGCCGUAUCAAGGAGCUGGAAGUCCUCUUCCACCGAAGUGAAGUGGAGCUCACCACCACCCUGACCGAGAAGCGCAACCUGGAGGCUGAGGUGGCCGACCUGCGAGCCCAGCUGGCCAAGUCGGAAGAUGCCCACAAUGUGGCCAAGAAGCAGCUGGAGAAGGAGACCCUCCUGAGGGUGGACCUAGAGAAUCGCUGCCAGAGCUUGCAGGAGGAGCUUGACUUCAGGAAGAGCAUCUUUGAAGAGGAGGUGAGGGAGACACGGAAGUGGCACGAGCGCCAGCUGGUGGAGGUGGACAGCAGCCGACGGACAGAGUACGAGUCCAAAAUCAGCCAGGCCCUGCUGGACCUGCGCAGCCAGCAUGAGGAGCAGAUCCAGCUCUACAAGCAGGAGCUGGAGCAGACCUACCAGGCCAAGUUGGAGAAUGCAAAGCUCUGUUCUGACCAAAACGACAAAGCUGCAAGUGCUGCUCGGGAGGAGCUGAAGGAGGCCCGCGUGAGGAUUGAGUCACUCAGCUACCAGCUCUCUGGGCUGCAAAAGCAGGCAAAUGCUGCAGAAGAACGGAUCCGGGAGCUGGAGGAGCUGAUGGCUGGUGAGCGAGAGAAAUUCCGAAAGAUGCUGGAUGCCAAGGAAAAGGAGAUGACUGAGAUGCGAGAUCAGAUGCAGCAGCAGCUGAUGGAGUACCAGGAGCUGCUGGAUGUCAAGCUGGCUCUCGACAUGGAGAUCAGCGCUUACCGGAAGCUCCUGGAAGGGGAAGAGGAGAGGCUGAAGCUGUCUCCCAGCCCUCCGUCCCGCAUCACAGUCUCCCGGGCCACCUCCUCCAGCAGCGCCUCAGCCACUCGCUCAUCCCGGGGGAAGCGGAAGCGCCUGGAGGCCGAGGAGCUCUCUGGCAGCCUCUCCAGUGGGAUUGGCACCGGGAGCAGCGGCAGCAGCAUUGCCAGCAGCAGCAUUGCCAGCAGCAGUCUCGUCCACAUGAGUCAGCAGGCCUCGGCCAAGGGCAGCGUGAGCAUCGAGGACAUAGACCCCGAAGGGAAGUAUGUCCAGCUGAAGAACCACUCAGACAAGGACCAGUCUCUUGGGAACUGGAGGCUGAAGAGGAAGACUGGAGAGGAGGAGGAGAUUGCCUACAAAUUUACCCCCAAGUAUGUCCUCCGGGCUGGACAGACAGUCACAAUCUGGGCUGCUGAUGCCGGUGUGGCGCACAGUCCACCGUCGGUCCUGGUGUGGAAAAACCAGAGCACUUGGGGCACUGGAACCAACAUCCGAACGUACCUGGUGAACUCGGAUGGAGAGGAAGUUGCAGUCAGAACCCUGACCCAGUCCACUGGGCCGCAGGUAAAUGAGGAAGAAGAGGAGGCAGAGUUUGGUGAGGAAGACCUCUUCCAUCAGCAGGGGGAUCCCAGGACCACGUCCAGAGGGUGUUCCGUCAUGUGAAAGGAGGAGGGCUCCCAGCCACACUUCUCCUUCCGCUCUUCUUGCUCUUUCUUUUUUUCUAGGUUUUAUUUUGCCCAGAGCCAAUGAAAACUAUUUUUAUAAAUCUCAUAUGAUUUCUUUGUCACCCUUUCUCUUCUGAUUUUUUAAAGUGGAACUCUGUCCUCAGAACAGCUAGAACUGCCUCUGCUUCCCAAGGGUUUGGCUCCCCCCCCCCAACUUCCUCCUUGGGGGUCGUGACUCGUUUCCAGAGCCAGAAGGGUGCUGAAGGGGUGCUUUUGACCUUCCCAAACAGGAGGCCUGGUGGGACUGUCUGUGUUCCCACCAAGGUCUUUGGUUUCACACAUCUGGACCUUGCCCAAGAGGACACUAAAAGUCAUAGGAUCAUAGAGUUGGAAGGGCCUCGGAGGUUAUCGACCCCAACCUCCCCACCUCAGACAUGCAGGAAAUCCCCUGCUGUCCUGCUCCUAACCCCAGAGCCACCAGCCUUUGUCUAAAAGCCUCCAAUCUUUGGAGGCUGCCUGGAGCAGAGACAGAACGCCGUAAAGAGCCUGAGAGCGCACUGGUGAGAGGCCCAGCUGCUUCUGCUCUGUGCAAAGCCAUCAGCAUGAGUUUUUUCCACAACAGGAGACUUCAUGCGCUAAUUUGGUUAACUGAAUGAAGGUAUUGGAAAUAUCCCAGAGAUGGACUGGUGUGAGCAACUGAGACGCUUUUGGCCUUUCAACUUCCUGGACUUUGGCUCUAAAAAGACCCCAGAGUUGGAGGAAACACCUGCGGCGGAGACCCCUGCUGCGCGGAUUUAGGCCCAGCUGAGGUGCUCCUACUGGAAAUGCAUUUUCAGACUCAGAUUUCAGAUUUUGUGGUCGCUUUUGUGGUUGAGGUUCAGAUGAGGCUCCUCUGGAAGAAAAGCUCGAUGUCUUAAGCUGUGCACAGAACUCCUGUAAAAACCAGACUAGCCCUUGGUUGCCAAGCCAGGAGAUGCCUGGGUCCAAACUGACUGCAGGAGAAACAUUUGGGAAAAGGCAAAACAGUUGGCGGAAGAUCCCUCUUGCAGGGACACCUCUCACUUUCUGUGGCAAAGGAAUGAAUUCAAAGGCGCUAGGAGGCCGCACACAUUGCAAGACCCUAUGGUCUGUUUGUUGCCCAUGCCAAAUUAAUAAUGUAAAUGUGUUCUAGAUUUUAAGAGGACAAUUUGGAUUGAGCCCCUUGUGCAGAAGCCCCCAGAAAGAGGGUCACUGUGUCGUCUUUCCUCCCUCCCCAGUUUCUUCCUAAGGUCACUAGAUGCCAGAACACUUGUGGAUCCUGCUUAAGUUGUUCUUCAGAGCUGCCUUGAUCACAAAGGCUGCCUUGCCUGUCUCUGUGAAAACAGCUGCUCCCAAGGGUUUUGGGGUGGGGGGGUGUUAUUCCAAGAAGGGUCUCCCAUUCCCCACACUCCUGUGAAGAUGGAAACUGUGAAUGUUCCCUUGUGUGCAGAUGUACUACUGGAAUAAGGGGCCUGAGCCCUUCGCCAAAAGGUUAGAGAAUUCUGGGAACGGUCCCCUUUGCGGAAGCUGAGCCAGGGCUCAAGGUCCCCAGGGGUCUUUGCAGGAGCCCUUUUCCCUUCCCUCACUGGGCCUGGCUGCAGAGUUUCUUGGGUGGGCUAAUGGCCACAUUUUUGACUCUGAAAGUGCCAGAGAGUGAGGCCAAGAUGGGCCUGCAGGCAAAAUGGGUGGGUGGACUUGUCUGCAGACCUCCCCUCCUGGCCUGGCCAGAGGCUUCUCCACAGUUCUCCCUCCUUUGCUGCGGACAGGAGGUUUUUGUCUUGGUCGCCUGCCCUUCUCAUGCUGGGUUCCCCCAAACUGCCAGGGCAGCCCCCAGAGCAGAAGGUGGGGUUCAGGGCAGAGGUUUUGUUGGGUCCUGAGGGGCAGAAUCUCCUUUGCUCUUGAAAUAUGACCUAGCUUUAUGCUUGGAACUGUAUUUCAAAUGUCUAAUCCUGUAUUUACCUGUGAUUAUUGAGAAGUGUUAAUGUCACUUUGAAGUGCUAGAGUUUAGAGAACACAUUUGUGAGAGAAGAGAGUCUGGUCGAGGGCACAUGGGACACCCCUCUCUUGCCACGCAGUGGUGGGGCCUUGCGAGCAUUUUAACUGCCACAAAGAUGCUGCCACAAGAAGGCAUCAGACCAGCCACAUUGGGCAGCCCCUGCUCAAAAGAAGUGACCAUGGACUCAGUCCUUGUGGUCAGAUGCCCCCCUCUCCUCCCUUCCUGAGUGACACUACGUUUGCAAGCAAUAAGCACUGCCUGGGACACGAAAGUGAGGGGCUGAGCUUUGCCUUUUUACCAAACCAUUUCUUUAGUAGAACUCUAUUUUUGUAGCAGUGAGUUUUAGACUCCUUCUGUUUCUGAAAGGAGGGCAGCUACCUUUUCAAGGCAGGCGUCCUAGACUCCCCAUUUCAAGGUCUUCUGGCUUUAUGGUGAAUAUGCAUGCCAAAUGUCUUUUUCAAUUAUUUGUAAUAUACUCUCUAUGUGUUUUUUUUUUGGACUGGAAACUUUUUGUACAACACUCCAAUAAAUGUUUUGCAUUUU